UUACAUCACUGCACAGAUUAGGUACCUAAAAUAUCUUGGAUCAUGUUUCCUUACAGACACCAUCUCACUGACAAGACAACAAAGAGUAUAAGGACAUUUCUGCAUGUGUCACAGGUGCCCAGCUGGAAAAAGUCCUCAACAGGGCACUGGGAUGCCCAAGGCUGCAGCUGUCCCCGCUCCUCCCUGUGGACCCACUCCUGGAUGCAACCGCACACAGCACGGUCCUCUCCCUGCCUACAGCCCUUCGACACAGCUUUAUUGACUUCUGGGCUCUGGAGUCCCACCACCGGUGGCUCUGGGAGUGAAAAGCAACAAGUGCUCUUCAGCAACUUCUCCUCUGGCUGCUCCCUUCUGCCAGGGAAGCACUGUCAAGCAUCACCAAGACGUCGCACUGUGAUGUCACCACUAUGCAGUACAGGCGUCCCAGCAACGUGUCAGGAUGUCCCAUUGGCACUCACAGUCAGCCAGCGCCAGGUGGCCUUUGCUUGCUGACUGGCAGGAGAAGGCCUGGCUGUCCAGGGCGAUGGCCAGCGAGGGAAACUUUGGUCCCGCUGGGACAAAAGAGAUGAAAAGGGAGCUGUCUGCCGCAGAAACACCAUCCCUCUCUGCUACAGACGAGCUGGGCCAGCUGCCAGACAUGACUUCUCCUGGCCCUCCAGGACACGGGGAAAGAGAACCCCGUGACGCUGCCGGGCGAGCGAUAAAGGAGGAGCGGGAUGUCCAACCUGGCAGCGAUGGACACGAGGCCAAACAAGUCCCUCCUGUUUCCCCCAAGGGAGCAGGCAAAGCCAAUCAAUUCUCAUCCCUCUCCUUUCCGGAGAAGCUUUGGAAAAUGGUGGAAAGUGACGAGUUUCGGUCCAUUUGGUGGAGUGAGGGUGGAAAAUAUGUGGCCAUCAAUGAAGAACUCUUCAAAGAGGAGGUGCUGGGCAGGGAAAGACCUCUGCGGGUUUUUGCCACGCAGAAGAUGAAGAGCUUCCUUCGACAGCUGAACUUCUAUGGAUUCACCAAAGCGCGACAGGAUUUCCAAAGAUCUGCUUCCCUGCCUGAGUUCCUGGCAGAAGAAGACGCAGCUUCUGCUCACAGCCAGAUACUCUACUACUACAACCCCGCCUUUAACAGAGAGCAUCCCCACCUGCCGGAAAAGUGCAAGAGGGGAGUUGGCCUCAAACGGAGAGCCCCGCGUGCACCAGAGGUGGAUGAAGGGCACCCCUCCAGAAGCCCAGAUGGCCAGCCUGCAAGGGACACGCAGGCGUCUCCACCCGUGACGAUCGCACCCACCAAGCGACGGGCUGAAGCACCUCCCGGCCUCGGCAGCGCCCAUCCAUCUCCACUGGCAGCUGGUCCCAGGCUUCCAGAGCCUGCCAGAGCAGCAGGCAUCGAGAGGUUCACCCCUCUGGCCGCCUUCUUUCUAACACCACCAGGCAGCCAAACCCCACAUGGCCUGCGCCGUGCUGCUCCGUGGUUUGCCAUGCCCAUGCUGGCAGCAGCCUCAGCUCUGCCGAAGCCAAGGCCACCCCACGGCCAAAGCCCCAGAGUCCGCCACUGCCCCACCUGCACCUGCAGCCCCAGCCCUGCAGACGCAGGCAACGCCGGUGGACCCCAGCACGGCACGUACUAGAGAGAAGGCAGAGAGUCAAUAGCCAGUUGAUAGUGUCUAAUAACUUUGUUAACAAGUAGAGCUUAAUAGAUUUAGUAAGAAACAGAGGUUAGAAGAGUUAAUAAUAAACUGUUGAAGAAUAAA
Molecule: messenger RNA, 1741 nt
Organism: Aquila chrysaetos chrysaetos
Lineage: Eukaryota; Metazoa; Chordata; Aves; Accipitriformes; Accipitridae
Product: heat shock transcription factor, Y-linked-like
Biological process (GO): regulation of DNA-templated transcription
Molecular function (GO): DNA-binding transcription factor activity; sequence-specific DNA binding
Source: RefSeq, a predicted model, not a curated record